AUGCGCCGGUGGCUCCUAGCAGCUCUUCAGGUCGCGCCCAUGCUCGCACUUCCCCUCGCUCACCACAGCGACUGGAAAGGAAAAGAAUGGGAUCCCAAGGUUGAAGUCUUGAGCUUUGACUUCCAGCGAGGUUCUUCUAGUUUUGCUGUUGGCCCUGGCCUGAGUACAGAGCUGACGAGUCCAUUGGUCUUCGUCCUCCAAGUACAUCCUGUUCAGGACCCACUAACUUCCAACAUCUCCUUGAAUGGCCAGGCUCUCAACAUAGCAUGGAAUCAACUACCCGAGCCACAACCGUAUUACUAUGAGCGAUAUCCCAUCACUGGCCGCCUAAAGCAWACUGUUUUCCUUCCCGACAGAUCAGGAAUAUCCCAUUCUGUUGAUCUCGAGAUCGCUGGCUGGGGCGACAUUCAUCCCAAGUAUCCUGCUGCUUCCACCCCUGAAGAUGCCGAGCAAUUCAUCCACAUAACCGUCGAAGCUGUCGAUGGAUCUGUUACAGACUGGACAGUAGCUCUCCAUUCCCGGCCUCUUUCACCAGGCCGUGGUCUACUAAAACUAAUGGAAGGCUUUGAGAACCUAAGCCAACGCGACCAUCUUCACAGACAAGCUGGCUUUCUCAAUGCUUCUCCAUUGGAACAACUAACUUACAUUCGUCAUGUUGAGGACGACGAAUUCGACAUUGAGGAAGAGAUUGAGUCUCUGCUUCUCCUUGAAGCCGAAGCUGGCACACUGGACGUUGAGAUUGCAGCCAGGAAGAAGGCGAUAGCGAAGUGUUUGAAGAACCAUCGUGAUCGUGCCACUCUCCGUCACCUCCUCCAGGAAUGUGACGGCAUUGUCUGCGCCGCGAAGGUCAUUGCUCAGAAAGUGUGCGACAAGAUAGGCAUCUUGACAGAGCCAAACUUCCACUACGCCCAGGUUGAGGACCCUCGCACCCAGAAGUUGAUUCAGAUUGAUGACGACAGCAAGCCAUUGAAGAUACCAGGACUCGCAGGCGAGUUCCAAUCACUUUCGGAGAAGCCCAAAAACGGAACACUAUCUGGAAAUCGGUACUUCGCGCUGCACACAAGUUCUGCAGCUGUCACGGRGUCAGUUACUGUGGUAUAUCCGCAAAGCGUUCUCUUUCGUGUUCUGGCACUGAUUGCGACCUCCAUUGGUUUGACGGCUCUAUGUGCUUUCAUCAGACGGAAGUGCAUGUCCGCUCGCAAGCAAGUGGAUCGCCUAGCAGAGCGUGAAGAACGAAGGAAUGCCCGCGCGUAUCGUCGUGCAGCUCGUCGAGCAGAGAUGCGGCGGCGUUGGGAUGCGCUCGUUGCUACAGUCAGCUGUUUCAGAGCGCAGCCUGAGCCGAGGAUGGAAGAUUAUGAGGAGAAGCGGGCCUUGAUCCUACAAGAUGCCUUCAUGGAGCAGAGCAUUGAGGCAGCUGAGAAGGGUGAGGUCAUGGAGGCGGAAAUCCGCGAACUACGCCACGCCAACCAGAUCGUGGCCAGUUUGGUACAUGUUGGGCCAUCAAACUCUGCGGCCCCUCCUCCAGCUGUCAUAGUGGCCCGCUCGCGAGCAAGCACCGGCACUCUGCCCUCUUACACCAGCGAAAUUUUACCCGACUAUCGAUCCCGCUACACCAGGACUGAGCAGGGUAGCAAUGCUACAAGCAGUGUGAGAAGUGACAGCCUCGUCGCUGCCAGCCUCGAUCGCUACACAAUCUCAUCUUCCUCGGAGGAAGCCUUUACAGGCAGUACUCCUCGCUCCAAUAGCCCCGAAAGCAGUAUUGGACGCUUUACACAGACGAGCAGCAUCGUGGAUUUUUCACCCAGACCGAGCGCGGAGACGCUGAGGACUGUCACGGUUGGACGGGUAUCUAGGGAUAUGAAUGAGCUGUGA
Molecule: messenger RNA, 1872 nt
Organism: Ramularia collo-cygni
Lineage: Eukaryota; Fungi; Ascomycota; Dothideomycetes; Mycosphaerellales; Mycosphaerellaceae
Exons: 3
Coding region: 1-1872 (623 amino acids)
Source: RefSeq, a predicted model, not a curated record